AUGGCUCCGACACUGGAUUUUGAGUCGCAUAUUGCAGGGUUGGCGAGGAGAGCUGCUGUUUUAUCUUCUUCGUUUGAAGCUUCGAGUUCGGGGGAAGUGUACGCGCGGCAUGCGUUUGCGAAGAGGGGUUUGUCGGUCAACCACACCCAGGGUGUUACGCUGGGUGUGAUAGGAGCGUAUGUGGUUGUCAUUGCGUUGUUGUGGAAUUUACCGUAUGUGAGGUGGGUUUUGUGGCCGUUUAAGAUGCUCGUCAUCGCCUUCCACGAAUUCUCUCAUGCAAUCACCGCAGUAUGCACCGGCGGUCGCGUCGAAUCUAUCUCGCUCGACCCCCACGAAGGCGGCGUAACGCACAUGCGUGGCGGCAAGCAAAUCGUCACGCUGCCCGCUGGCUACUUAGGCUCAUCACUCAUCGGCGCUUUGCUCACCUUUUGCGGCUUCAACAUUGUCGCGUCGAAGGUAGCGAGUAUCGUGCUUGGUGUGUGCUUUUUGCUCACGCUGUGGUGGGCGCGCAAGGAUUGGCUGACGAUUUUGACGAUUUUGGGGAGUGUGGGGUUGUUAGUGGGCUUUUGGUUUAUCGAGCAUGGGGAGGCGUUGAGGUUUUUGGUUCUCUUCAUUGGUGUUAUGUCGUCGCUGUAUAGCGUCUGGGAUAUCUGCGAUGAUCUUAUUCUUCGCAAAGUGAAUUCUUCAGACGCGAGUGUUUUUGCGAAGCGCUACGGCGGCUCCUCGCAGUGCUGGGGCGUCAUUUGGUCGAUUGUCUCGCUGCUGUUUAUGGUUGGUGGUAUUUUGGCUGGGUUGGCGGCGUUUAAGCAGAGUUUUGAGCAGCAGCAGAAGGAUAGCCAAGGGUUUAUUCCUACGAUGCGGUAA
Bipolaris oryzae ATCC 44560 is the source of this 864-nucleotide messenger RNA. RefSeq lists its product as uncharacterized. Bases 1 to 864 code for a protein of 287 amino acids. The record is from RefSeq and is a predicted model, not a curated record. NCBI's taxonomy places the organism in Eukaryota, Fungi, Ascomycota, Dothideomycetes, Pleosporales, Pleosporaceae. The transcript is spliced from 3 exons.